Messenger RNA from Salvia miltiorrhiza (redroot sage), 1867 nucleotides. Its product is annotated as protein REVEILLE 6-like. Lineage: Eukaryota; Viridiplantae; Streptophyta; Magnoliopsida; Lamiales; Lamiaceae. Gene Ontology annotation, molecular function: DNA binding. The transcript has 7 exons. The coding region runs from base 216 to 1220 and encodes 334 amino acids. The record is from RefSeq and is a predicted model, not a curated record.
UUUCCAUCUCUCCCCUCUCUCUCACCAAAAACCAUACAAAAAACUCAACCCCCAAAUUUUCAUUUCCACCAACUCAAAUUCAAUCCGAUUUUCCGAAACCAGAGCUUCGAUUUCUCCUUCUACGCUCCACACGCGCUCUUCAUAUCUGCUUCUCCUUUGCUGUUUCAAUUUUGGUUUCCGCGUCUGGGGCUGAGUUCGAAAGUGUUUGAUCAUACAUGGUGUCGGUAUACCGGAGUCCACCGCCGGAUCAGGAAUUUUCGCAUUUUCACGGUUUCUACGUGGGCGGUGAUCCCUUGAAAAUGCCGGAGGCGGAUGGAGGUGACGGUAAUCUGCUUCCGAUGGCCACGGAUGCGAAUACGGCCUCGGGUGUGGAUGAUCCGAAUAAGAAGAUCCGAAAGCCGUACACGAUCACGAAGUCCAGAGAGAGCUGGAGUGAGCAGGAGCAUGAUAAAUUUCUCGAAGCGCUUCAGCUAUUUGAUCGUGACUGGAAAAAGAUUGAAGCAUUUAUUGGGUCAAAGACAGUUAUCCAGAUACGCAGCCAUGCCCAGAAGUAUUUUCUGAAAGUCCAGAAGAACGGUACAAGCGAGCAUGUACCUCCCCCACGUCCAAAGAGAAAAGCAGCUCAUCCUUAUCCGCAGAAGGCCGCGAAAAAUGUUGUACCUCGAACCGGAGGUCCUGUGCAAUCUUCAGUUGCUAAAGUGGAGGCUGGAUACGCUGUAAGGCGCGAUCCCUUUUCAAUUCCCAGAAAUCCCAUCAACGGUUCACCUUUGUCUUCUUGGAGUUACAAUGUUGUGCCAGCAGGAUGUUUGUCAAAUGUUGCAAAAGAUGAUGUUGGAUUAGCUAGUGUUGCCCAUAAUUAUAGCAGCAGCAGCAAUGAUAGCACUCCAUGUGGAUGGAAAUCUAAUGAGAUGGAUCAUGAAGUUAAAGCGGGGCAAUGCAACACAGCAAGAGUUAUGCCAGAUUUUGCUCAAGUCUAUGGUUUCAUUGGUAGCGUCUUUGAUCCAACUGCAACUGAUCACUUGAAAAAACUAAGGAAAAUGGAGCCUAUAAAUGUUGAGACGGUGCUCAUGUUGAUGAAGAACCUCUGCGUCAAUUUGGUGACCCCUGAAUUUGAGGAUCAUGUGAGUGUUUAUUGUCAAUUUUUUUUCCCUAUUCUUCAGCUUUCACAUACUAGUACUUAUGAAAAAGUCCAGAACUUUUUUUUUUUGGACUUAUUUUAAGUGGAUCGAACUUUUCCCUCACGCCUGAUAUGCGUACAAGUACAACAUCAUACGUCUUGAUAACCCCAACAGGGAUCUGCUAGCUUAAAGUCUUGAGUGUGAUAUGCGGUAUCACCUUUCGAGUAGUAGUUUUAGUCUAUUGUGCCCUUAAUCAUUGAAUCACCUUGAUUGUUGACAGAGAAAGUUGCUCUCUUCGUACAAAGUGGCAACUGAAAAUGUCCGGGCUGGGAGUGAGAUCCGAUCUGCAUAGAGUUGUCGAAAAGCAUCAUCUGAAUCUGAACCUCAAGAGCUUGCUUAUCUUCCAAAUGGGGUCGUCUGGUGGAGAUGUUUCUGCUCGUUGCUCUGUGGCGGUUGCAGCCAUGGAUGACGGUGUGAUUGUAUGUACAUAACUGGCAUUUGGUGGUGGUUUUGAAACGCUGCCUUGUAUCGUAUGUCUGGAUAGCACGGCAGAAGUUUGUUAGCUUGACGCAGAGAAUGCUGAUUGAGUGGUGUUUUCAAAUGUUAGGAGUAGGUUUGCUAAAUUCAAAUUAUGUACAGUCUUGGCUUCUUCUUGUUUUUAAUCGAAAAGAUCGUUCAAUAUAAAUGUUUAUAUAAUAGUAUGAACUCGAUUUCAAGAUAAUUUCCAUGGAAAAAUGUUUUGAGUUGGA